AAUUUCAGAUUUAAAUAGCUGCAAUCAUGAAAUUUACUAUUUUAAAUUCCUAUGACCAUGAAAUUGACCAAAAUGGACCACAAAUUUGGUUGGACCCUAACUAUAGGUGGCCACUCUUGGGAUGAACCUGGAAACACUGAUGGCAGAUUUUGUAGAAUCAGAGAAUCUCAGGACUGGGGGCCCUUGAGAGGUCACCUCAUCCAGCCCCUGCACACAAUGUCCCUUUCCGGGGCAACCCGGCUGAUGGACUAUAAAAUGAAAAGUUUUAAACAUUCUUUAAAAUGUAACGAUGGAGGAAAGUUACAACUCCCAAGCCCCAGCAAUAAUGCACAGAAAUUAGCUCCAAGGAACUAUGGGAUUUCUUGGAAAUUUUCUUCCCCUUUCCAAAGCUGCCCCCCACCCCUCCACUGUGGCCAUUUUAAAAUGUCUGCUCACCACCGGCUGCUUUUGUGGUGAAGGGGCAGUGUCUGGCGUGUGACAGAAAUCCUGAAACACACAUGCACGCCUGUAUUGGGGCAAGCUUUGAAUUGGGCAUGAAAGAGUUAUUUGGGCAUGAAAGGGUUAUAGACUGCUUUCCAUGGCGUUUGCGCUGGGGACUGCCAUCAGUGAAACAGAGACAGGCUGCAGGUAAGGAGGCUGCGGGUUUUUCUCCUCUUUCAGCCUUAGCCUCGGGUCGGUGGGGGGGCUGCAAACAGCUUGCCUGGCAGUUGUACAGAUUUGGUUCUGGGAGGUGUAGGGGCCUCUACAUCUGGGCUGUGCAAACGGAGGAAAUAUCUGGUUGCACUGAGAGGCCCUGCUCCAGGGGCAGAGCGUUAGCAUGCAGCAUUGUGCAGCUACGCAGAGCAGGGCUCCUCCAUUUUAUUUCCCCCCAGAGAAGCUUUUCAUAUUUAGCUCGUUUUCCUGUCCACGAUCCCCACGGGGAGGUUGGCUCCUGCCCCUGCUCUUCCCCCUCUGAUCUCUGGGGAGGAGUGCCAGUGAAAUGGAUGGAAAGCGAGACAAAUGGAGUUGAGGAAGAGUCCCUGUAGCUGCUUUGUUCCUGAUGAGGCUGGGCCCUGCAGAGAGAGUGAGCGGGGUUCUAAUUGCAGGUGGGCUAAAGAGUUCAAUCAGCACAGCAGCCGUCACAUGUUGUAGUUAUAAGCAACCCCUAAAGAUACUAACCAUAGUGUAUAGGUUGAUAGAGUCCAAGGCCAGAAGGGACCAUUGUGAUCAUCUAAGUCUGACCCCUGUAUAGCCAGAGAACUGCCCCAAAGUAAUUCCUAGAGCAGAGUUUUAGAAGAACAUCCUACGCCCCCAGGCUCCUCCGUCUAUGCCAGCAAUGGCUCCGUCUGCAAGGCCUGACUUUCUCGGGGGGAGGGCCCGACUCAGCCGAUCCCCCUGCUAGCUGCUGUCCUGCUGCAGCUGGCUUAUUUGUGAAGUUGCAAGUGUAGAUUUUGUCCACAAGGGGGGAAGCUUAGGGGAGGAGUGGUCUCUGUGCUCUCGGGCAGCAUAGUGCACGUAGACCGCAGUGAGCAUCAGGCGCUCUCCUUGGCCUGUGCAGUUAGGGUGGCCAGGUAGCAAGUAUGAACAAUCAGGACAGGGGGCGGGGGGUAAUAGGCACCUAAGACAAAGCCCCAAAUAUAUGGACUGUGCCCUGCUCCCCUCAGCUGGUGCAGUCAGCACAGAGAUUUCUCCCCCUCCAGCCGGGGCAGUGGGUUGUUUCCGUCUGUUUUAACCGCUCCAGAGAAAGGAGGCUUGAGAAAGGCGGGUGAGGAAAGGCGCAAGGCAAGGGAGGGUGGAAGAGCUUGAGGGACCAGAGCCCAGCGGGAGAGCUAAGGGGAAGGGAUGACUGUGGGGAAGAGAAGCGGCAGGAUGAACCAGAAAGCAGGGAGACGGAUACGGGCGAGACAAAGGAUGAGAAGAGAUGCUGCCUUGCAGAGGCUGAGAGAAAGGCCAGCAGUGGGAGGAGAUGGACUCACAAGGGGGAAACAGACCAGCUUAGGAACAGAAAAAGGAGCGAGAAAGAUGGGAAGGGAAGAAAGCAAAGCCGUCCCAUCUAGGCUGGGGAAUUGUGUUUAAUUUCUUGAUGCUCCGGGAGUUGAGCAGAGGCCUCUCUGGCCAUACUAUUGAGAUCUGGACACAGAAUUGUUACCCUGCCCGCCCCAGCCAUUCUCUCUGUUAUUUUCCCCAGCAGUUUAACUACCAAAUCCAGAUUGGCCCGAUACUGAUGUACAACCCUGCAUGGAAUUUAGCUCUUCAGUCUGAAUGUGCAAAUCUUCCUCCUGAUGCUAAGCCUCCCUCUGGCCUCUCAUGGGAUAUGCCUGUGCUACUCACGCCCCAUCUCCUUUGUAUCUGCCUCCACUAGAGCAGCAGCUGCUCUGGGAAGGAAGGGCCAGAGCAGCAUGAAGCCUGUGGCAGUCCCAGCAGGAGGCCUGGACUCCCCACCAGCUGCUGAAUCUGGGAGGAAACAUCUGCAUCCUGUGGGAUGGGGAAUAGCUGGUGGGGACUCUGCUCAGACUCCAGUCACAUUUGAUGACGUCGCUGUCUAUUUCUCUGCAGAGGAGUGGGAGGAGCUAGCGGCGUGGCAGAAGGAGCUAUACAAGGACGUGAUGAGGGACAACUACGAGGCUGUGAUCUCGCUGGGCUGCGCUGCUGCCAAACCGGAUAUUAUAUCCCAGCUGGAGCGAGGGGAAGAGCCGUGUGUCAGUGCUCACCAGGACUCCAGGGACAGAUGCACCUCCGCAAAUGCAUCAUCUGCUGACACAGCUCUGAAUACAGCCUUCACAUCCUCACCACCCGGGCUUUCUCCUGCACCUCCAUUGUCUGAUCCCUCCUCCCACAAAGUGGACCUCUCUCCAUCCCCUGUGCAUUCGACCAGCCUGUGGAUUUGGGAGGCACACCUAGGGCAUACAGACCAGGGAGAGAACAGCAUGGGCAUUGCCGAAUGCGUAGAGAGGCCCAGCAGUACGUCUCCAUGUGCACUCAGUGGGGCAGUCCAUGGCCAAGUGGAGAGUGAGGAGAAAGCACUGGACAGGGUGUUUUGCUCACCUCCAGCCUUGCCUGGCCUACAUCCACAUUCUGAGCAGAUCUAUGUACCUGGGCAAGUCCAGACAUUUGAAUCUGCUUCUCACACAAAUCGAGGAUCUGAGAAUAACACACCUAUGUUCAGAGCACAGAGAACUGAGCAUCCUGUAACUGAGCAGAAACCUGCCUCUGCGAACAGGCUGGAGAAAGAAUUAGGCAUCAUCAUCCAGGAGAUGCGGACAGCAAGAAUCCACCUGGCUAGCAUAGCUGACUCUCUGCUGGCUUUGUCCUCAGCAUUCCUGCCAGCUCCUGUGGAUGGCACAGGUCCAUAG
Gopherus flavomarginatus (Mexican gopher tortoise) is the source of this 3332-nucleotide messenger RNA. RefSeq names its product zinc finger protein 746-like. The transcript has 4 exons. NCBI's taxonomy places the organism in Eukaryota, Metazoa, Chordata, Testudines, Testudinidae. The coding region runs from base 2262 to 3332 and encodes 356 amino acids. Gene Ontology annotation, biological process: regulation of DNA-templated transcription. The record is from RefSeq and is a predicted model, not a curated record.